CUGCUUCAGAGAUCUGCCAGUGAGGCGCCUCACACACGCUCCUUAAGCAAUCCAGGGAGUCUGGGUGUUGAAGGCUGUGUUUAUAGAUGUGCAUGUGUGUAUACGUCACAUGUAGGUGGGAAGCAGGAACAAGAGCAGGUGAGUGAAUGUGUACAAACAGGUAAAUGCUCAUGUGUGGAUCAGGGUUCAGGGAUGUGUAGGCGUAUGUGAUGUGUGGAUGGCUGAGUGGCAUGAUAAGACUCUGGUCUCUAUGUGUCUGUAUCUCCACACAGGCAAGUGCUUCAAUCAGUCAAGUGUGACUGUGACUCCGAGUGUGUGUGUUUGUGUGUGUGUGUGUGUACACGUGUGCAUGUGCCCCCCGAGGAAGCAGCAGCAAGAGGCAAGAGCUUCGAUCCGAAGGAGACAGCGUGGGGAGGGGGACGCUGGGGGCAGACACCCUCCUCCCUGCGCGCACACGCGCGAGCGAGCGAGCGCGCGCGCACUCACACACACCACACACAUAGUCACACACACACAUACAAGCUACAGGGCCUCGCAGGCAGAGAACCGGCUCCAGGAUCCUAACGAGGCAGCGCUGCUGAGAGCAGCGGGAGGAGGCGAGCCAGCGGGGGGAGCCCUCGGUUCCGCUCCCCGGCCCGGGGACCCGCGCACACCGGCCCAGAGACACCCUCGCAGACACUCGUAGGCGCGCACGCGCACCCUUUCCCCUCCUCCUCCCCUCCCGCCGCCUCCCGGCCGGACGAUGGAUCCCUGCAGAUCCCGGGGCUGAGAGCACCGCGCAGCGCCAGCGCGCCGAGCCCGGGGCGGACCGAGCCGAGCGAGCAAGCGCGCGCGGGCGGCGGACCAAGCUGAGCCGAGCCGGCCGGCCGGGCCGCUCCCUGCAGGGCUCUGCGCGGGUGCCGCGGUGGCCGGCGCCUCGGGCUCCGGGCCAUGAGCCCCUCCGCGGCGCGGCGCUGAGCCCACGGACGGCCUGCGCCCCAGGACCUGCAGCGGCGGCCGGCUUUCCCCAACCCCCUCAGGACCCCCCUGGCAAGGAUGGAACUGAAGACCGAGGAGGAGGAGGUGGGUGGUGUCCAGCCGGUGAGCAUCCAGGCUUUCGCCAGCAGCUCCACGCUGCACGGCCUUGCCCACAUCUUCUCCUAUGAGCGGCUGUCUCUGAAGCGAGCACUGUGGGCCCUGUGCUUCCUGAGUUCCCUGGCCGUCCUGCUGUGUGUGUGCACCGAGCGUGUUCAGUACUACUUCUGCUACCACCACGUCACCAAGCUUGACGAGGUGGCUGCCUCCCAGCUCACCUUCCCUGCCGUCACGCUGUGCAACCUCAAUGAGUUUCGCUUUAGUCAAGUCUCCAAGAACGACCUGUACCAUGCUGGGGAGCUGCUGGCCCUGCUCAACAACAGGUAUGAGAUACCGGACACACAGAUGGCUGACGAGAAGCAGCUGGAGAUAUUGCAGGACAAGGCCAACUUCCGAAGCUUCAAGCCCAAGCCCUUCAACAUGCGUGAGUUCUACGACAGAGCGGGGCACGACAUCCGAGACAUGCUGCUCUCCUGCCACUUCCGAGGCGAGGCCUGCAGCGCCGAAGACUUCAAAGUGGUCUUCACACGGUACGGGAAGUGUUACACAUUCAACUCAGGCCAAGAUGGGCGGCCACGACUGAAGACCAUGAAAGGCGGCACUGGCAAUGGUUUGGAGAUCAUGCUGGACAUCCAGCAAGAUGAAUACCUGCCUGUGUGGGGAGAGACUGACGAGACGUCCUUCGAAGCCGGCAUCAAAGUGCAGAUCCACAGUCAGGAUGAACCUCCUUUCAUCGACCAGCUGGGCUUCGGCGUGGCCCCGGGCUUCCAGACUUUUGUGUCUUGCCAGGAGCAGAGGCUCAUCUACCUGCCCUCACCCUGGGGCACCUGCAAUGCUGUUACCAUGGACUCGGAUUUCUUCGACUCCUACAGCAUCACCGCCUGCCGCAUUGAUUGUGAAACACGUUACCUGGUGGAGAACUGUAACUGCCGGAUGGUGCACAUGCCAGGGGACGCCCCAUACUGCACCCCAGAGCAGUACAAGGAGUGUGCAGAUCCUGCCCUGGACUUCCUAGUGGAGAAGGACCAGGAAUACUGCGUGUGCGAGAUGCCCUGCAACCUGACCCGCUACGGCAAGGAGCUGUCCAUGGUCAAGAUCCCCAGCAAAGCCUCGGCCAAGUACCUGGCCAAGAAGUUCAACAAAUCGGAGCAGUACAUAGGGGAGAACAUCCUGGUGCUGGACAUCUUCUUUGAAGUUCUCAACUAUGAGACCAUCGAGCAGAAAAAGGCCUAUGAGAUCGCAGGGCUCUUGGGAGACAUCGGGGGCCAGAUGGGCUUGUUCAUCGGGGCCAGCAUCCUCACAGUGCUGGAACUCUUUGACUAUGCCUACGAGGUCAUUAAGCACCGGUUGUGUAGAAGAGGGAAAUGCCAGAAGGAGGCCAAGAGGAGCAGCGCGGACAAGGGCGUGGCGCUCAGCCUGGAUGACGUCAAAAGACACAAUCCCUGCGAGAGCCUCCGGGGCCAUCCUGCCGGGAUGACCUACGCGGCCAACAUCCUACCUCACCAUCCCGCUCGAGGCACGUUUGAGGACUUUACCUGCUAAGCCCCCCGCAGGCCACCGUACCAAAGGCCCAGAUGGGGAGGGCGAGGAGGAGGAGGAGGAGGGGCCCCCAGCUGCCCCCAUCUACCCUGGGGACUCAGCUGCACUCCUGCGCAGUGGUCCCCCGUUGUCUGGUGAGGAAGGAGUCUUCGCCAUAGUCCUCUCCCUGCCUCUAUCCCAUCUUUUUAUUUUAACAAAAUUAAACUAAUAUAAAAAGAGAGAACGAGAGAGGUCCGGCCAGGACCUCAGGCUGCCCUCUGCUCCAUGCUGCCUCCCCCAGCUCCAAGCCUGAAUUCUGUCUGUCUGUCUGUCUGUCAUCCGAGUAUCCGCCUACAUUCUGCUACCACCAGUCACCAAAGCCCUCUCCUAGUGAGGGGUGGAGGGGAUCUCUAGGGUCUGAAAUUGGACCCCAAACCAGAGAAUGUACUUUAAGGGAGAGGGCUAGUGAGGGGGCUGCCCUAGCCUUAAGAGACUCUCUCAGCCCACUGACUCCCCACAAGCCCGAGUCUCCAGGUAAGAACAAAAUGCUCAGUUCUGCUCCCUCCGUCAUAUGGAAUCGUUAGGGGGUAGAGGAUCUCCUGAAGAAGUAGAGACGGGGACUCCAUGUGGCCCUGGUGCUGUAGGCCACAUCCCGAUAUCUGUAAGUCACCUCCACCUCGAAGCUGCUGGAGAGAAAUCCCAAGAGGCAGCUCUCCUCUACAUCCCAUAAAGGACCUGGCUGGUUAGCUUCCAGCUCAGGGAGAGGGGUCCUGGAGCCUGACCUCCCUAGCGUCUCUUUCAGAGGCCUUUGCAGAGGGCCACAUCCAUAAAUUUUCUUAUGGAACGCUCCUCUUCCCCGGCUCCAUUUGCUUCUCUCGACAACCUCAUCUGCAUUUUCUAUUUCUAUACGAUACAGACUCUAUAUUGCUAUAUCUCUGUAUAUACUUUCCUCUCGCCCCGUCUGUCUCCACCCAUCCCCUCUUGUCUCUGAGAAUCAUCCUCCCACCCCAGCUCCCCUUCUGUUUCUCCCCGUCCCCCCCCCCCCCGUCUCUGAAUGCCUUUGCCUGUAUAAAGAGUUGGACUCCCCCCUGGUGUCUGUACUGUGUACACACAUCCCUCUGAGAAGCACAAGGAGACGACACGCGCAUUGUAACCUUCGCACUGUCUCGGUGGCGGCGACAUAAAGGAAGCUGUGAAUUACAAGCUCUGCCUCUUUCUGGCCUCGCCCUUGACCCUGCAACCGGGGCACCCUGCCCUCCCCCACAGCCUUAACACACCCUCUCCCUCGCUCCACCUAUCCCAAGGCCCUCUGCCUGGCUGACCGUGGCCUCCCCCCGGGGAAGAGGUCGCUGCCCGCAGAGGUAGCGCCUACCCCGGAGAGGAGCUAUGCUGGACCGAGGGAGCUGGGGGCUGGCGACCGUGCAGCUGGGGCAGUGGGCACCCACAGACAGAAGCGGAAGUCCUCAUCCAGCGGCCCUCCUCUGCUCGGGGUGCCCAGCGCCCCUUCUUCACUGGGAUGCCCAGGCCCACCAUUUUCUGGUGAGGCGGGGUUUGGUCAUGUGAGGAAAGAGACGGGGUCUAGAGAGGGAGCCGAAAGCUCUGCUGUUGUGUGUCCCGACCUUGAGGGGCCACAAGUUGAAGUAGAGGGCCUCCCCACCCGUACCGGGCCAGAGACCCAACCCCUUCCCAGGCCCUCCUCUGCCCCCGUGGUCUCCAGGUCUCUAAGCCCCAAACAGGACUCGUGGGCAGAUCACCUGUGUACGUCGGCCUGGAGCCAGAGAGGGAGGCUAUAGCAUCUUUGAGAACCCUUGGUUCCCAAGAGUUCUUUAGACAUCAGACCUCCCCAGAAGGAAGCAGGGCAAAGCUGAGAAGUGCGCACUGGUUGGGGGACAGCAGGCGGGGCUCUGGGUGACGCAUGCCUCUGGUCCAAUAAACUGGGUUUCAACCAUC
This is a messenger RNA of Peromyscus leucopus (white-footed mouse), 4542 nucleotides long. It is a transcript of the gene Asic1, whose product is annotated as acid sensing ion channel subunit 1. The record is from RefSeq and is a predicted model, not a curated record. The transcript is spliced from 12 exons. Gene Ontology annotation, biological process: sodium ion transmembrane transport. The coding region runs from base 1036 to 2616 and encodes 526 amino acids. Gene Ontology annotation, cellular component: membrane. NCBI's taxonomy places the organism in Eukaryota, Metazoa, Chordata, Mammalia, Rodentia, Cricetidae.